Molecule: messenger RNA, 921 nt
Organism: Echinostoma caproni
Lineage: Eukaryota; Metazoa; Platyhelminthes; Trematoda; Plagiorchiida; Echinostomatidae
Source: the annotation of a GenBank genome assembly
AUGGACCAUCCACCAUUUGAAGACCUCACUUCUGAGGUCACCUAUUGGCGACAAAAAGCGGAGGAGUAUCGGCAGGGUAUGGAAGAUGCCCGAGAGGAACUCGAGGAUUUUCAAACCAGUUCUCGAGAGUUAGAGUUGGAGUUGGAAACCCAAUUGGAACAGUUGGAGAAAAGAAAUCGUGAGCUUGUUGUGGCCACAGAGAAAUUAACUGUGGAGCGUGAUGAUUUGAGGAGUCGCGCUGAAACUGGGCAACAUUUCUUGAAUUCUGAAGUAACUCAGUUGCAAGAAGAGUUGUCUAAAAUGAAGUCGGAAAAAGACAAAAUGCAGCGAUAUAUACGGGAGUUAGAACAAACAAAUGACGACUUAGAAAGAAGCAAAAGGGCAGCCAUUGUCUCCUUAGAGGACUUCGAGGCUCGAUUGAAUCAAUCCAUUGAGCGAAACGCAAUAUUGGAAAACGAACUGGAUGAAAAAGAGGAUUUACUUGUCACACAAUUGGAAUUCAAAUUGUCCGCUCUCUAUCGGUCCUACGGCGCUCCUCCACUUUCUGCCCCGGCCAAUGCCAUUCUCCCUCCUCCUCUUAUAUCCGGCUCACCAUUUCACAUGCCGGGCACCCCAGGGAAACUCACCAACGGUGAUGGGACUGCAAAGAACAAUUACAACCGAUUCAAAAAUGGCCAAACAUGGAGUAACUCAAACAUUGUCCUAUUUCGACAUGAGGCGAUGUCCAUAUUUAGUGGCGUGCCACAUUCCGCACGCCACAAAUAUGUGGCGUUUUGUGUGGAGUACUCUUGCCAGGAGGUGAACCCGCAACAUCCUCGAACACUGCCGCUGAUGGUCCGCGAUCGCUUAUUCGGAGGGGUGAAGCCCAACCUAUUCACGGUUAGCCGUGAGUUGACGGCCGUUCCCCUAUCCGCGAUCUGA